Messenger RNA from Cajanus cajan (pigeon pea), 1659 nucleotides. NCBI's taxonomy places the organism in Eukaryota, Viridiplantae, Streptophyta, Magnoliopsida, Fabales, Fabaceae. The record is from RefSeq and is a predicted model, not a curated record.
UCUCUCUCUAAAACAUGAGAAGAGUAUGAGAGAGAAAGUUGCGUGCCUUUCCAUUUUUCCUCUCGAUUCCUUCGCCUUUGCUUUCGAUCCUUUGCUAGAGAACCUUAUUCCUUUCUCUAUUUUGUUUAUCCCUUUCUUUUCUUCCAUUUUCACUCCCUACCUAACCGCCUGGUACGAACACAAUCCCUCCACUCCCUCUUUAAUUUCAGUUUUCGCUUCUUUUUCGGAUUUUUAGAUGCACUUUGGUUUUGCGAACUAGUUCGUUGGCUUAAUUACUCCGAUUUUGAGCUGUUUAAAUUCCAGGUUCUGUUGGAAUAUCAGAAAUGGCAAAAGGUAGCAGGGGAAGACACAGGAUUGCUUCUCGUCAAUACAGAGUGAAUCCAUACCCACUGGUUCCCUGCAAAAGGGACAUUUGUGAGGACAUGUGCCAAAAGAAAUGUUCCAAGGCUUUGGAAAAGAAAGAGUUAGAGGACGUAACAUGUUCUGUGUGCAUGGAAUAUCCACACAAUGCUGUUCUUCUUCUUUGUUCUUCUCAUGACAAGGGUUGCCGUCCCUAUAUGUGUGGAACUAGCUUUCGUCAUUCCAACUGCCUUGAUCAGUAUAAGAAAGCUUACACUAAAGUAAUUUCAUCUAAUAUGCAACCUAUGCAAGGCACACCAGGUGUGCUACAGGAUCCAAACUUGCUUCCUGAGAAAUGUGAAGCUACCGAGCUUGCAUGUCCUCUAUGCAGGGGUCAGGUGAAAGGUUGGACUGUUGUGGAACCUGCCCGGGACUACCUGAAUGCAAAGAAAAGAGGCUGCAUGCAGGAUGACUGCUCAUUUGUUGGGAACUAUAAGGAGUUGAAGAAGCAUGUGCGGGCAGAGCAUCCCUCGGCACGCCCACGGAUGGUGGAUCCUGCCCAUGAACAGAAAUGGAGAUGGCUUGAGUGGGAGCGUGAAAGGGAAGAUGUUAUCAGCACAGUAACAUCAACAAUGCCUGGGGCAGUUGUUUUUGGAGAUUAUGUUAUAGAAGGUCACCAUAAUGACUUUGAUACAGAUGAAGAGGAAGGUGCAGGCAAUGCAGAAAGAAAUGGAAGAUUUCAGAUGGGUAUAGAGGCAAUGAAUCUCUUCCUCCUGUUUCAUGCAGUUCGGCAAGGAAAUGAGCUUAACAGCAUUGGUAGACGGUUGAGGCCUGAGCUGACUCCCAACAGGGUAGCAGGUCAGAAUGUGGCUGGUGUGCUGGAUAUCUCGGAUGAAGACAAUGAUAAUGAUGGUAAUGAUGGUGGUGUAUCUUUGGUUAGCCGUCUCCACCGCCAUGGUGGUGGCAGAGUUUUAUUGGGUCGUUCUGGUAGGAGGCGUAGAUGUAGAGAAGCACGUGCAAGGAUCGGUGAUAGCUGAAGAUUGCACAUGAAACAGGAGGUUGGAAAAGGACAAGUUUCGUAGGCAUAUAUCAGAUUUUAGAAAAUUUAGCACCAUGUAGUGGUGGCUUAAUAACUUUUGAAGGGUUUUCUUCCCCGAAACAGGAAAAUCUAAAGAUGGGCAUUUUUAUUUUUUAAUCUUGUUGUAAUUUCGUUUACAUGUACAUUCCUACCUUCCUCCUAUUGCUUUUGCACAUUCCAAUGUGAAUUCACUCGUGUAAACAUUUGAUUUUAUGAAAUCUUUGACAAAAAGUUGAUUGUCA